UGUGGAGCUUAUCCAUGCGCAACAAUGAUCAGUGUCACUAUUAAAUUGCGUCAUUUAUCUCAAUGACCCCUCCAAUAGAUAACAUUUUAUUUUGGCAAAUCUUGUUAUACUCCUGGUUGGUCAGCAGAUGUACUUGGUCGUGCAGCGGAGAGGGUGUGUGCUGGAGAGGAGGGGUUAAAUUCGGGAGGGUGGGUGGCUGGGUAUAGAUUGCAGAGGGAGCCCUGGUGGGUCAGGCUGCAUUGUGAUAGCGACAGAUGUCCUCGGAGCCAGCCACACUGCACCCUCCUCGCACUCGCACUCGCACAGCAAGAGCGGAAUCCGCCCGCAGCUGUCACUUGCAAGGCUUUCACCUCCAUUAGCACAUUCAAGCGGAGCCUGGAGAGCAACUGAUCACUCUCUUCGCAUACAGGUGACACCAUGGGAGGGAAACUGAGCAAGAAGAAGAAGGCUUACGAUGUGAGCGAUCCCAAAGAAAAAAAAGACGAGGCCGCGACACCGGUUGCGAGCGCCGACGAGUCCGGCAAAGGGGAGGUUGCGGCGGCGCCGCCCGCGGAAGCUCAAUCAACCGAUGCGGAAGACCAAGCCGUCGGUUCAGACGUGGCGGCGGUGACCGAAGCGGCCCAGCCGAAUUCCGCUGCACCUGAAGAGCAAGCGGCAGUAGCAGAAGAACCGGCCGCAGUGAAGGAAGAAGCGGUUCCGGAAGAACCAGUCGUAGUCAAGGAAGAAGCAGCUCCUGUUCCAGAACAGGUCAAGCAAGAAGUCGCUCCAGAACCAGAGCCCGUUGUAGUCGAAGAAGAAGCGGCUCCAGUUCCAGAGGAACAAGCAGCGUCAGAGGAACCACAUGAGGCACCAAAAGAAGAGGCUUCGAAAACAGAGGAAUCGGGUGACAUCAAAGUGGAAACAGCUCCAGUUGAAGAGCAAGCGGCUGCAGUCCAAGAAGAACCCACUGCAGCACCAGAGGAGGUGGUUCCAGUUCUAGAAGAAGCAUUCCCAGAAGAUGUCAAAGAUGUCGUACCAAGCGAGGCAGAACCCGAGUCUGCGGCUGCACCUCAACCCGUUGAGGAACCUUCUCCGGUUAAAGAAACCAAGACAGAAGUAGAGGUUGUUCCCGCCAGUCCCGAGGAGCCACUCAAAGAGCCAGAACCUGUUCCGGUGACUCUUAUUGAGACUGAGGAGAUUUUGGAGGAGCCAGCCCAACCUGUGUCCGCUCAAGAACUUGCACCAUCAGCUGAGCCACUAAUAGACCAAGAGACAAUUUCAGAGCCUAAAGCAGAGCAGGUAACAGAGCCUGAGCCAGAGAAAGAACCAGAACCAGAAGUCGACACACAGGAACCCCAAGGCCAAGAAGCCGAGCCCGAUCCCACCGAUGACAGCGCAGAACUCGAGACUGCCGAUGUCGAGGAAACCCGGGAAACUUGUCCGCUUGCAAACCAUGAACCCGUUGGAGCAGAUGCGGCAGAACUUGCAGAAUCCCAACCUUCUGCAGAAGAAGAUGUGCCUUGCCCGGAAAGUGCGGUCCAAACAAAGAUGGAAAACGGUGAUCCGGAGGACGCGGUGGAAGAACCUGCUCCGCCGGCCGUGAAUGGCGACUGCACAGAGGCCACGCCCCCCGAGGAAUGCCUUAACGGCCUGGAGAAGUCCGCAGAGUCCCCUGUCAAGAAGCUGAGUGACUUUGAACUGAAAACGAACCUGAGCGGGGACGUCCAAGAAGUCCCCGAGGCUCUCGCCGACGUGACGGAGGCGCUGAGUACCGAGGUCACGCAGGAAGCCUGAGCUUUCGACGUCGUGUGAAUGUUGACAGAUGAUGUCACAGAAGGUGUCAAGGAACCGCGAGAGUUUCACAAAAGCCAAAAUGGCGCUUGUGUUUUUCAUGCUAACUCAGGCAAUUUUGUUUUGAGUUUAAAAAAAAAAAAAUCAACAAAAAAAAAAAUCACGCAGUCAGUCGCAUGAUGAUAGACAGAGCUUGGUAGAUGAUAGCGGGUGAAAGGAAAGUUCACGGACACACUCGGGUUUGGAAUCGGAGGGUUGACCCAAAACUGUUCAAACGCACGCCCGAAGAAAAUUCCCGGCCAAAAGCGUAGACGUGUUAUUAACGAGUGAAGUGACUAAAUGUGUCUUUGUGUGUGAGCUGGAUUAAUAUGACGCCAUAUUAGCUGACUUUCCUAUAUUCUUUCUAUGAUGUGCAGAGCCAUACCAUGUUAUGGCCUUUUCUAACAAAUGUGAGAACCUUCAAAUGAUUGAACAGAGAAUAAAAAGAUUGUCAUAGCCCCACA
This is a messenger RNA of Syngnathus typhle (broad-nosed pipefish), 2273 nucleotides long. RefSeq names its product protein TsetseEP. The transcript has 2 exons. The record is from RefSeq and is a predicted model, not a curated record. The coding region runs from base 418 to 1773 and encodes 451 amino acids. Lineage: Eukaryota; Metazoa; Chordata; Actinopteri; Syngnathiformes; Syngnathidae.